Messenger RNA from Adelges cooleyi (spruce gall adelgid), 2332 nucleotides. It is a transcript of the gene Exo84, whose product is annotated as exocyst complex component 8. Bases 145 to 2199 code for a protein of 684 amino acids. NCBI's taxonomy places the organism in Eukaryota, Metazoa, Arthropoda, Insecta, Hemiptera, Adelgidae. The transcript is spliced from 13 exons. Gene Ontology annotation, biological process: exocytosis; intracellular protein localization; Golgi to plasma membrane transport. The record is from RefSeq and is a predicted model, not a curated record. Gene Ontology annotation, cellular component: exocyst.
GACGAUACUGAAUAUUUGUCAUGUUUCAAUAGUUAAUUGUUAAUUUUUUAUUAUUUAUUUAUAAUUAAAUAAAUUUAGUAACGAAUUCAUUAAAUUAUGCAAAUUAAUUUUUAUUUUCAUAAAGUUAAGUGCAAUUGAAAAAAUAUGGAAUCGUUGAUAAAAAACAUUGGCAAUGAAAAUUAUUACCCCGAAAAAUAUGUAAAAGAACUAUCACAAAGGUGUAUGGGUUCUGAAGAGUUAUUACAGCAAAAAGUCAAUGUUCAAUCACUAGGCGAACAAAUUAAUAAUUUACUGAAAAAAAAUGUUUUUUAUAACUACACCCAGUUUAUAGAUACUGCUAAAGAAAUAUCCAAUUUAGAAGGUGAAAUGUAUCAACUAUCACAUUUAUUAACUGAACAAUCAUCUCUAUUGACCUCUUUAGCCAGUUCUUCAAUAGUAACCGAUCAAAUAUCUAACUCAGAGAAAAAGUUUAAUGGUGAACAUAGUGCUAAAACAGAUAAUCUUAUUGAAGAAAAAAGACUUCAAAAAUUAUUAAAUAUAAUGGAAAGGGUAGAAAAUUGUGAAAAUUUGGUUGAUGUUCCUGAUCGUAAAUGCUUACACGAAGGUGAUUUAUUAGAAUUGGAUCCAAUAGAAAACACACCUGUUCAAAGGAUUCAUUGCUAUCUUUUCACCGAUAUAUGUAUUGUUGCUAGUUGGAUGUCUAGCAGACGUGGUCCAGCGAAGUAUAGAUUUCAGUCGAUGUAUGACUUACGCAAUUUAGCUGUUGUAAACAUUAAAGACAUCAAAAACUCGUUUAAAUUACUUGCGUUUCCUGAUACUAGAGUAUUCCAGGCACCUAACACAGGAUUGAAGAAUGAUUGGUUGUCGAAAUUCGAAGCUGCUAAAAAGUCGCAAGUAUCCUUGGAAAAUAAAACAAAGAGCACUGUUGAACAAAAAACACUUCAAAGAAUGGACUCAAUUCAACAUGUUCAAAACUCAUAUGAUUUUGAAACUCCAGAAAUAGAAAUACCUGAAUGGAUAGUAGAUUUAGCUGAUGACUUAGAUGUAUUAAUUGCUCAGAGACAUUUUGAAGACGCCAAUUCAUUGAUUAAUAAAGCUAAACAUUAUUUGACAGAAAACACUUGUGAGAUAUCAACAACUGUUGAACAAGAAACUAAAAUUAAACUGGAAGAAAGAAUUCAUGCAUUGACUUUGGCAUUAACUAAAGAGCUUCAAGUUUCUCCAGAUAAAUCUCACAAAGGUGGUUUAAGAGCGGCUAGGAGAGCGGUCAGAAUUUUAAAUCAAUUGGAUAAAUCUUCACAAGCAUGUGAUUUGUUUUUGAAAGUCUGUUCAAAUCUUUUAAAAUCUCAACUUCAAUAUGUAAAACGUGAUGGAGCAAUGCUUACAUUUGUCAAAAAGUACUCUAUGGCUUUUUUUGGGACUACAAUAGAAAUUACUCAUGAAUUCUUGAUCAAGGCUUUCCCUAACAGUCCAGAAUGUUCAUCAGCCUUCAUUUUAUGGAUCAUACAAGAAGUUAAUGAUUUUAUGAUGAUCUUAAUUAAACAAAUGUUUGUGCCCCAAACAUCUUUAACUAAUUUAGCUGAAUGUAUAAAAGUGUUGCAUACAAAUAGUCAAGAGUUAUGUGAAUAUGGAAUAGAUGUGCAAUUUCAAAUAAAUGGUCAACUUAGAAGUCCAUUGACGAAAACUAUUAAUGACGUAAAAGUUAAAACCAUUGAAGUAAUUAAGAUACGAUUUUCAGAAGACAAAUGGAAACCAUAUAAUUUAAAAACUAAACAACAAAGAGAUAAACUUAUUGAAGAGUAUAGGCAAUAUGGAUUUUCAAAUAUAGAGUCGUAUAGCAAAGGGGACUCAUGGAUAAUGCUGACACACAAUACAAUAAUAUUUACACGUUCAUAUUUGUUAUUAUUGAAUGAUUGUCUAGUGUUAAAUACUCCAGACUUAUCUAAUGUAAUAGAUCAACUCCUUUACGAAGUAUUUGCGGCUCAUUGUGGUUUUAUUCAAAACUCGAUAAAAAACAAAAAUUUUGUCAAUGAUAUAAAUAUUAUCACGACUAAUGCAAGAUUUAUUCUGGACAUAUUUUUGGGGCAGUGUUCCAAAGUUUAUUCUGAGUCUACUGGUAAUACUAAAUCAAACAUCUAUAGCCGCUUGAAAUCUGAAUUUGGUGUCAUUCCCACACAAAAUAUAACUGGAUAUAUUUAAAAUAAAUUCAAGGAAUAUUGCUAGUAUACUAGUACCUUAAUAUUCGUUAAACAAAAGUGGCUAUUUAUUUACUGUAUUUUAAAUUUUUUUCCAAUUUUUUUUUGUGCUAUAAAUAUGUUUAAUAAUAAUCUUA